Molecule: messenger RNA, 3322 nt
Organism: Pogoniulus pusillus (Red-fronted tinkerbird)
Lineage: Eukaryota; Metazoa; Chordata; Aves; Piciformes; Lybiidae
Product: leucine-rich repeat-containing protein 15-like
Exons: 2
Coding region: 89-1813 (574 amino acids)
Molecular function (GO): protein binding
Source: RefSeq, a predicted model, not a curated record
GGAGGGGAAGCAUGAACCACAGUCAGCUCUCUUGCCAGCACAGAGCUGUGCUCAUUCGGCACUCGCGGCUGCAGGACACUCGGGCCCAAUGGAGUGGAGAGGUUGGCAGUGGUGGCUGUUGCUGUUGGUGGGCAUCCAGCUGGCUGGCGGCCAGUGCCCAGAGCAGUGCCAGUGUGUCCGCACCGCCCAGGUAGAGUGCUCCGGCGCCGGCAUCACGGCGGUGCCCAGCCCCAUCCCCGCGAACGCCAUGACCCUGCAGAUCAUCAACACGCACAUCAGCGAGCUGGGCGACUCCUCCUUCGGCAACGCCUCCCUGCUGAUCGGGCUGCGCAUCGAGAAGAACCACCUGGCGCGCAUCAGCCCCGGGGCCUUCCAGCACCUGCCUGACCUGCGCUACCUCAGCCUGGCCAGCAACAAGCUGCAGGAGCUCCCUGUGCAGGUCUUCCAGCCGCUGGGCAAGCUGGAGUCUCUGCUCCUUUCCAGCAACCAGAUCCUCCAGGUUGAGCCUUCCCACUUUGCUCACCUGAGUAACCUCAAGGAGCUGCAGCUGCACGGGAACAACCUGCAGGAGCUGAAGGAGGGGGUGUUCGACCAGCUCACCAGCCUCACCAAGCUCAACCUGGCCAGGAACAACUUGGAGCGCCUGCCGCCCCGGGCCUUCGAGCGCCUGGCGCGGCUGCAGGUGCUGCGGCUCUACGAGAACCGGCUCCGGCAGGUCCCGGCGGGCGCCUUCGACGGGCUGCCCGAGCUGCAGGAGCUGGGGCUGCACCAGAAUCAGCUGCAGACGCUCUCCCCGGAGCUCUUCGUGCACAACGGAAACCUGCAGAAGCUCUACCUGUCCAACAACCUCCUGGCUGCCCUGCCGAGCGGUGUCUUCCUGCCCCUGCGUGCCCUGGCCAAGAUCACCCUGCACGUUAACCGCCUGCGGGACAUCUCCCCCAGCGCCUUCGGGCCCAUGCCUUACCUGCGGGAGCUGUGGCUCUACGACAACGAGCUUUCCACCCUCCCCGCCGCCGUCUUCAGCAACCUUACCCAGCUGCAGCUGCUGGUCCUCAGCAAGAACCGGCUGCGCUCGGUGGCGCCAGGGGCAUUCCAGGGCCUGGGGGAGCUGCUGGAGCUGUCACUGCACUCCAACGCUCUGCGCCGCCUGGACGCCCAGGCACUGGAGGGGCUGCCCAAGCUGCAGAACCUCUCCCUGCACAACAACCAGCUGCAGGCGCUGCCACGGGGCCUCUUCAGGGCCACUCCAGCUCUGCAGCAUGUGCAGCUGCACUCCAACGCCCUGGAGUACCUGCACGCUGGCAUCUUCUCCCCCUUGGCUGCCCUCCGAGAGGUGAAGCUGCACAACAACUCCUGGCGCUGCGAUGAGGGCAUUCUGUCCCUGCGAGGCUGGCUGCAGGACAACCCCCACAAGGUGGGCGAGACACCCCCUCUCUGUGCCCAGCCCCCAGCCCUGCGGGGCACCCCCAUUGCUAGGUUGCCACAGGACCAGCUCCUCUCCACCCAGCCUCCCAGUACCUCCUACCACCCCAGCACCCUGCCCCCUGCUCAUCCCUCUGAGCCAGCAUCGCCAGAGAGUGCUUGGACGGAGCCCUCCGUGGGGCUGCCCGUCUCCCCAAGGGAGGAGGAGAAGGAGGAGGAAGAGGAGAGGGGGUGGUGGGGGCUGACACGCACGCAGAGUUGGGUGGUGGUGGCAGUCAUUGUGCUGGUGUGUGUGGCCCUGCUCACUACUCUGGUGGCCCUGGUAGUCUAUGGCUGUAGGAAGAAGAGCAAUGUUGUGCUCAUGAGGAUGAAGGCACCUAAUGAAGCCUGAGUACUCAUCAGAUCCUGGGGAGAGUGGUGCUGGGUGGGACAUCUGCUCCCUAUGAGGCCAAGGGACAUGGCAGUGGCUCUGCAUCAGCUGUCCUUGCUGACUGGGAUAGGCCAGCAUCACCCUGUGUGCUGUGUCCUGCUUUGCUUUGACCCUACCCACCUCUGCAGUAGUGCACCCCCCUGGGUGACUUCCCAUGGCUGCCCUCUGCCCCCAGCCCCUCAUGCCUCCAGUGCAGCCUCUGGGCUCACUGCCUGCACAGAGGCCAGCAGCUGGGGUGCAAAGUGCCGAGAGAGACUUCUCAAGAAAGGAGCCAUAGCCUGGCCAUGAUGACGCUUGCCCCAAACACCAGGACUUCCCCAUCCUCGCCUUUGCAACGUCCUCCCCAGCGCUGUCUGCCCUUGCGCUGCCUGCCACCCACCCCCAGGCCAUCUUCCCUGCUGCCCCACCCUUCAGUCUCUGUCCCUGCCAGAGCAGGAAGGUGCCAGCCCUCACACAGGGCCAGGAGCUGCAGGUCCUUGCGCUGCUUUGUAGCUUGCCUGCGUCCGGGUGGGGCUGAGCUGCCUGGGCCUGGUGCUGCUGCUGGGGUGGCACACCCUGAGUGACUCCACAUCCACGCUGCCCUCCCUGCCUGCAGGCAGGGCAGGCCAGAGCGCAGCCAGCAUCUUCCCCUGCUCCCAGCAGCCUUCUGCUCCCUCUACCCUUGUGCCUCUCCUGCCAGGAGUGCCAAAGGGCGGCAUGCUGGCUCCUGGGUGUUGUCACAGCCCCCCUGAGCCCCUGCUGCACAAAGGCUCAACCCUCCUGCAGCCAGGCACCACCCUGCCCCGGCUCAGCCCUUGUUGCUGAGGGAUUAGAGAGGGGAACACUGCUUGUGAAAUGUCUGCCAGGGCCUGGGAAAAGCUCCUGGACUUGUGCCCCAGGGCAGCUGGAGUAUGUUGAGGCCUCAUCUAUUGCUUCUCUGCCCUGGUCCUCACUGCCUCAAUAUCCUCAUGCAUCCUUCACCAGCUAACGAGCCCUGCUCUGCUGGCAAAGCUUCUUCCCCUUCCCCCAGUGUCCUCCUGUAUUUGCCUAGUUCUGCUGCCUGCUCACAGCCCUCAGGCUCCAGGGAGGUUGGCAGCACACAGUGGAGGGGCAGCAACUGCUGGCUGCACUGCAAUACACAGAUGGGGACAAUGCCAGGCCUCUGCAGCAUCUACAUCCAGCAGCCCCCCUGCCUCUUCCAGCUGUGGCAUGGCCACAGAGGGAUCCAGCUCCCCUCUGCACUCGGUGCAGCAGCACUAGGAUGCCUGCAGACUGCUGCCACACGACAGGAGUCACAUUUGGCCUUCACCCCAUAGUGAUGGUUGUUCACAGUACCCUGAAAGCCAGCACUGUCACUAGCAGCUCUCCACUAACGCACAUGACAAGAUGCUCCUUUGGACUGGGAUCUGUAUGGUGGUGGAAGACACAGGACUGUGCCGUGGGGAUGUUGGGUGCUUCUAUGUGACCUCUCCAGUAAAGCGCAGUUCUCCA